UCAAUGCUGCCUUUGGUACUUACUUUUAGACAUUCUGUGACAGGCAACCUGUUCAGCGAGACCGCCAUGUUUCCGUUUCGUUCCGCCUGCCGAUCAGCUGAUGUCAGUCACGUGGUAGAAAUGAGCUGCGUUCAAAUCACUGGGGGAAAUGCCCUUCGCCGUCUCCACUGGCUUCUAAGUCAUAGCACGGUAGUGGAUGGAAUACUGUGCUGCACAUACCAGGAUAUGUCUGUUCGGUGGUUCUGUUGAUGAACGUCUCGCAGCCUAUUGACAGCUGCUCGUACUGCAUACGGGGCUUCGUGUCGCAGGCUGGCUCUCGGUGUACAAACGGGGAUGUGACCGAAGCCACACGGUAGCCGCUGUGGCUUCGCUCUAAGACAGCGUGUGGAAACUACCAGCCGGGAUGAGGACAUUGUGAAAGUCCAGUGUGGAGCACAAAAGAGGGGGCAGCCACUCUCACAGCUCAGCUAGAGUGUCUGCAAAUGGAGCGGCUCCACUGGGUGCAACAUCGUUGUCGGGAGAUGCUGCCAGAACGUUCCGGAAGAAGCUCGUACUCUUCCCCCGAUGGCCUGCCCAGUAAAUCCUCCCGAGACACCCACAGCUCUCCACAGAGGGACCGUGGAAGGCGGAGAACUGUGUUUGCUCGCCAUAGGCCCCCCCGACACGAAUCCGAAGCAAUCUUCAAAAGCUACAAGUCCAAUGCCAUCUGCACUACCAAGUACAGCUUGUUGACUUUCAUCCCCAUGAACCUGUUCCAGCAGUUCCACAGGGCUGCCAACCUCUACUUCCUGUUCCUGGUGUUACUGAACUGGGUGCCAGUUGUUGAAGCCUUUCAAAAGGAAAUUACCAUGAUUCCUCUGCUGGUGGUCCUCACUGUUAUUGCCAUCAAAGAUGCCCUGGAAGACUACAGACGCUACUUGUUUGACAGGAAGGUCAACAACAAUGUGGUGCAAGUGUUCUGUGGCAAGCUGAAAGCCUACAUUGACCAGUGCUGGAAGGAUGUGCAAGUUGGAGACUUUGUCCGUCUGUCCUGUAAUGAAAUCAUCCCAGCUGACAUGUUGUUGCUGUAUUCCUCUGACCCACGUGGGAUUUGUUACAUCGAUACCGCCAACCUGGAUGGAGAGACCAACCUGAAACAGAGACAGGUGGUUUCAUUGCAGGGAGUAGAGUUCACCGCUGAGAGCUUCCACUGCCUGAUUGAGUGUGAGAACCCCAACAAUGACCUCAGCAGGUUCAGAGGUUACAUGGAGCACCCCAGUGGGGUCCGAGUCGGCCUCCAUAACGGCAACCUCCUGUUGAGGAGCUGCACCAUCCGUAACACUGAGACUGUGGUGGGCAUCGUGGUCUACGCCGGUCAUGAGACUAAAGCCAUGAUGAACAACAGUGGGCCAAGGUAUAAGUGCAGUCAGCUGGAGAAACAGCUGAACACAUACGUCCUGUGGUGUGUGCUUCUGCUCAUCAUCAUGUGUCUGACUUCUGCGAUAGGUCAUGGCCUCUGGCUGAAGAACCUCAAAGACCCUAUCUUUCAGGUUGAUAAGGAGACGUCUCCUGCCCUGGCUGCAUUCUAUGUCUUCUGGACAAUGAUCAUUGUGCUGCAGGUGCUGAUCCCCAUUUCUCUGUACGUGUCCAUUGAGAUUGUGAAACUGGGUCAGAUCUACUUCAUCCACAAUGACUUAGCCCUGUACAACAAGCAGCUGGAUUCCAGGAUUCAGUGCCGGGCCCUCAACAUCACUGAGGACCUGGGCCAGAUCCAGUACCUUUUCUCUGAUAAGACAGGAACUCUGACAGAGAACAAGAUGGUGUUCCGCCGCUGCAGUAUCUAUGGGGUUGAAUACCCUCACGAGGAAAAUGCUCGGAGGCUGGAGGUGUAUGAGACGGAGAAGAUGGAGGCGACUGGUCGCUCUGUGACUCUGAAGUCGGGCUGCAGUGGUAAAUCUCUGAGCUGUCGCUCGCUCAGCUGCAAACACAGCGCUGUGUCUCUGCACACACAUACUGCUGAGGAGGAGGAGGAGGAGGAGGAGGACCAACCGUCCCAUCACUUCCAGCCCAGGACCAGCGCCUUCUGCAGCCGCGUGACGAAGGAGGUGGUACCAGACCCUGAGCUGGUGAGGAAGUUAAAUUGGUUUUGCUCUCCCGUGCUGGCUCUGAGUGACGGCUCCUCUGGAACUCCAUCCAGCUUGGAGCUCACCUGCAUCACUGACUUCUUCCUUGCUCUGGCCAUCUGUAACAGCGUGGUGGUGUCCUCACCCAACCAGCCUCGACAUGCGGUGCCUGAGACACAAACGCCUCUCAAGUCCCUGGAGGAAAUCAAGUUAAUUUUCCAGCGCCUCAGCUUCUCUCCUUUCUCAGCGCUCUCCAGCCUGUCCACACUUCAGACCAAGGGCAGCCCUCACAGCUUCACCAGCAGGCUGUUUUCCCGGGGUAAGACCGGCUCCUUCACCUUCUACACACCCACUAACGGCACCACAGACGGGUCAGAACCAGGCCAAGAAUGCAACCAGGGAACCUCCAACCUGAGGAGUGAAGUGGACUUGUCCUCCAGAGUGGAAGGAGGAGAUGCUGGACAGACGGAGGACAGACAGACAGAAUAUGAUAUCAUGGGUGCAAGGACAAACCCUGAGGAGGCCAGGCAGGAUGUCGAGGACCUGACCAGAGAAGUGGAUUGUGAGAGUGACACUGAUGAUGACCUGCUGUAUGAGGCGGAGAGUCCAGACGAGGCGGCUCUGGUUCAUGCAGCCCAUGCGUACUGCUGCACCCUGAGGGGACGUUCUGCAGAGAGCCUGCUGGUGGAUUUUCCAGGAAUCGGAUCACUGGCUGUCCAGCUACUCCACAUCCUUCCCUUUGACUCCAACAGGAAAAAGAUGUCAGUGGUGGUCCGCCACCCGCUCACAGGGCAGGUGGUGGUUUAUACUAAGGGAGCGGACUCGGUCAUCAUGGACCUGACUGAGACACCUAAAGGUUCAAAGCAGGCUCAGGAGAUCUACAGCCAUAUCAGAGAACAAACCCAAAACCAUUUAGACAGCUAUGCCAGAGAAGGCCUCCGCACACUCUGCAUCGCUAAAAAGGUCCUGGAAGAAGAGGAGUAUGAGGUGUGGUUAAAGGGACAGCUGCUGGCAGAGAGCAGCAUAGAGAACAGAGAGGAGCUGCUGCUGGAGGCAGCUCAGAGACUGGAGAACAACCUCACCCUGCUGGGCACCACGGGGAUCGUGGACAGACUGCAGGAGGAGGUCCCAGACACCAUCGAAGCUCUUCAGAGGGCUGGGAUCAAAGUCUGGAUCCUCACUGGAGACAAAAAAGAGACAGCCAUCAACAUCGCCUAUGCCUGCAAACUCCUUUGUCCCAACGACCAACUGCUGACAGCCAACUGUGGAAGCAAGGAUGCAUGUGCAGCUUUGCUCGAGGAGCUCAAACUGAAAGUGCAGCGUGGUGGAGACCGUGAGACUGCAGCAGGGGAUCCUGAAGAAUCCUCCUCGGGGAGAAUGGAAGGCUUUAUCCUGGUUCUGGACGGACGGACUCUGGACUGGGCCCUGCAGGAGGAGCAGAGGAGUGACUUCCUGGAGCUGAGCCAGAGAUGCAAGGCAGUCAUCUGCUGCAGGUCCACUCCGCUGCAGAAGAGCAAGGUGGUCCAGCUGAUCCGGGACCAGCUUGGUGUCAUGACCCUGGCUGUGGGUGAUGGAGCCAAUGAUGUGAGCAUGAUCCAGGUGGCUGAUGUGGGCGUUGGGAUAUCUGGUCAGGAGGGCAUGCAGGCUGUGAUGUCCAGUGACUUUGCUAUCUCCAGGUUUAAACACCUCCGGAAAUUGCUGCUUGUCCAUGGCCACUGGUGUUACUCUCGUCUUGCAAACAUGAUCUUCUAUUUUAUCUACAAGAAUGUGAUGUAUGUGAAUCUGCUGUUCUGGUAUCAGUUCUUCUGUGGUUUCUCUGGGAGCGUCAUGACCAAUGCCUGGGUGCUCAUCCUCUUCAACCUGAUCUUCACCUCCAUUCCUCCACUCAUCUAUGGCGUCCUGGAACGAGACAUUCCUGCACACACUCUGAUGGAGCUGCCUGAGCUCUACCAGGCGGUGCAGACCUCCAAGGUCUCUGUUCCCUACAUGUUUUGGAUCACAGUCCUGGAUGCGUUUUACCAAAGCCUCAUCUGCUUCUUCGUGCCUUACUUUGCUUUCGCAGGAUCCAGCGUUAGUGAGCUGUCCUUCGGCUCUCCCAUCAACGCCUCAGCUCUUCUCAUCAUCCUGCUGCACCAAGUCAUCGAGAGUCACACUCUGACGUGGAUUCAUGUGCUGGUGUUGGUGCUCAGUGGUGGGUUCUACUUCGGCUUUGUGCUGCUCUUCAGUUUGUUCUGUGUGACCUGCAGCCCCCCCACCAACCCUGUGGGGGUGGAAACCCUGGAGAUGUCCCAGCCUCUUUUCUACAUUGUAUGUGCUCUCACUACUGUAACAGCUCUGUUACCCAGGCUGUUGUUUCGAGCUCUGUACCACACCUUACACCCCUCUGCUGUUCUAAAAUCAGCUCGGAUGGAUAAAGUGGAUUCAGAGAAGUACUGCAGGAAAAUGCAGCACUGGAACCUGAGCCAGUCCAGAGGCAACAGGCUGCCACUCUGUGCCGACAACCCGGGCCUGGAGCCCAGCACAGCCUCAGUGGUGUCCUGACGUCCCUUUACACACACACACACACACACACACACACAUGCGUGCACUCAGGCAGGCAAUGUAAGAAGAAAGUUCAUCAGAAAGACUACUGAUAUGGACAUGCUGGUGCAGAAUAGAUUUUCUUGUGCAAUAAAAGGCGAUGUAUGGAUGUACCCUUUCUGUGGCACUGCUCCAUUCCUCAGCUAUGCAUACAUUCUGCUCACAGAUGCUUGUUUACGACAUGUCAACAGCCAAAGAUGUUUUGAGAAACUAACAAUGAAAGAUGGAUGUUCUACUCAGUGAAUGAAUAGUGAGCAUUUGUUAAAUAUCUUACCAAGCAUUUAUGGGAGCAGAAUCUGUGAAACAUGUAGAGAACAUUUUUACAAUUUAGCUGUAUGUAUCAUUUGCACAUCAAGAAAUCAGGAAUGAGACCUCUAUUGGCCUUCAGUUUGUACUACAGUUAACAUUGUGAGCUAGCAGACUGAUGGAUUAUCAAGGUUAUGUUCACACUGCAGGGGAAAGAGACCAAUUAAAAUCAUAUUUCAUAGAUCAUG
This is a messenger RNA of Cyclopterus lumpus (lumpfish), 5176 nucleotides long. RefSeq names its product ATPase phospholipid transporting 10D (gene atp10d). The transcript has 23 exons. The record is from RefSeq and is a predicted model, not a curated record. Gene Ontology annotation, biological process: phospholipid translocation. Gene Ontology annotation, molecular function: magnesium ion binding; ATPase-coupled intramembrane lipid carrier activity; ATP hydrolysis activity. The coding region runs from base 483 to 4643 and encodes 1386 amino acids. NCBI's taxonomy places the organism in Eukaryota, Metazoa, Chordata, Actinopteri, Perciformes, Cyclopteridae. Gene Ontology annotation, cellular component: plasma membrane.